This is a messenger RNA of Rubroshorea leprosula, 2636 nucleotides long. NCBI's taxonomy places the organism in Eukaryota, Viridiplantae, Streptophyta, Magnoliopsida, Malvales, Dipterocarpaceae. The record is from the annotation of a GenBank genome assembly.
GCGUACUGGAAAAGCGAGCCAAAAAGACAAGUGCACGCUCUCACCGGAAAAGAAACCGAAUUUCAAUCUCCGACUCUCGAAAUUCGUUUCCGAAUCGUCGACGUUUCUUUUUUUCUCCGACAAUCUCGGUGUAAAGUUUCCGAGGCUUCAAUCGCAUCACUCAUCGCUUUCGGGUUCUGAGUGAACUCGGUCGCCAACCGAAAUCCUAUGUUUGUGAAUUUGAGUUGCAUGUCGUGGAUUUUCCAUGGAAGCAGUGAUUGGAGUUGACAGCAAUGAUGAAGGGAGACUUGAGGAGAGGUUCCUUGAGAAAAGUAGCUCUUCUUUGUCUUCACCAAAGCAUAUUGCCAACCCAGUUGUCUACAAGCUUGUUCGGGUUGAGGGUGAUGGAACUUUUGUGCCUGCAACUGAUGAUGAGCUCAUGGAGGUGGAGGGUUUGCUUGAAAAUGAGAAGCAAGAAAUUCCUAUUGUUUCAGACACAGGGCAGAGUUUGGGGGGCAUGCCAAUUGAGAUGUCAUCCUCUAGCUUGUCCCAGUUUGAAAGCUCAGAAGGUUUGCCCCAAUACAAGAAAAUGGGAGCUGGUACUGUGAAAUUGAAUUCACGCCUUGAGUACAUUGAGGAGAUGUUGCAAAAGGUCAAACAGGAAGAGAGGCUCCACUUAGCAUGUCGAUCUCCUAAUCAUUCUUCUGCUAAUGUGAAUGUUGACAGCCAGUCUUCUGAGCAGCACAAUAAAUUGCCUGGUUUUGAUGAGAAGCUUCAAUCUCAAAUUCCCUUGCAGGAUACUACUGAUGCUUCUGUUGCUCAAAGUCUGAGUGAUCAUCAUCUUACUCGAUCUGGGAGUAUUGGGGAGUGCUCAAAACCUUCGGAAGGGCUAAAAGAUGGUGGAUCAUCAAUCUCUGUUGGCUUUACUUGUUCAACACCUGAUUUUUCAAAGUUAAAGGGGGAGGUAUGCUUGGACAAUUUAUCAAUUAGGGAACUUCAUGAAAUUUUUAAAGCAACAUUUGGGCGUGAAACCACUGUGAAGGAUAAGCAGUGGCUUAAAAGAAGGAUUACCAUGGGAUUGACAAAUUCUUGUGAUGUUUCAACCCCAACUUUCAGAAUCAAAGAUAACAAAUUGCUGAAAAAUGCUAAUGAGGGAAGCUUUGAUAAUGUGAAUGAUGCAUCUACCAUGGAUCCAGUUUUUGGAAUGGAAAGCUGCAAAGAUUCGCCUGAUAGCCAUAGCAGUGGAAGAGAAGUGCAUCAAAUUUCUCUUGGUCAGGGAUUGGUAAAUAGUGGCAUGGAAGACAGUUAUGGUGGUGAAGAUCUUCCCAUAGAACAGAGGGCUGGAAGGAGGGUUCGGAAGCCAACAAGGAGAUUUAUUGACGAUUCACCUAUUGUCGAUGGUAGUGAAAGAGAAGUGCAACAAAUUUCUCUUGGCCAGGGAUUGAUAAAUAGUGGCAUGGAAGACAAUUAUGGCAGUGAAGAUCUUACCAUAGAACAGAGGGUUGGAAAAAGGGUUCGGAAGCCAACAAGGAGAUACAUUGAAGAACUAUCAGAAGCAGAGUCGAAAGAAUACAAUGGGAAGUUAAUUGCUUCAGGAAAAAAUUCAGGAAUUGGACCAUUGACCUCAAAAUCUUUUGCUAGGCCUGCAAGAAAUAUUGACUCAGAACAGAGAACGAUCAUCACAAGGAUAGAUUCCCUUGGAGGAUUUGGGGUACAGGUUCCUUGUGUUUAUAGGGUCCGAAGAAGCCGUCCAAGGAAAAACGUUAUGGAUCUCAUGAAAUUCCAUCCUAGUGACAUGGGCAUGACAGCUACACUGCUUAGCCAGGGCCAGGAGGUGCACAGUUUGCAGAUGGACAAUACGAAUGGGGACAAAGUUUUGGAAGUAAGUUCUGCACCAGAGCAGCUUUCACAGCAGCUUGUAGCUGAACCCUAUAAAGAGAGGCAGUGCUCAUCUUUGGAUGUAAUUGAUAGAGGGCAGAAUAUGGAGCAGAAAAAUGCAGAUUCGUUUGAAUAUCCUUCAGAUGAUAAUGUAGCUAGGUUGCCUACAUCUAAAGUUAGAAUUAGAAGGAAACAUCAUCGAGCUUGGACUCUACAUGAGGUCAUGAAGCUGGUUGACGGUGUGUCUAAGUAUGGAGCUGGCAGAUGGUCAGAGAUCAGAAGGCUAGCCUUUGCAUCCUAUUCAUACCGCACUUCUGUUGAUCUUAAGGACAAAUGGCGGAAUCUUCUCAAAGCCAGCUUUUCACAGACACCGGACAAAGGGGUGAAUUCACGAAAGCAUCCUUCCAUGCCCAUUCCACCAACAAUUUUGUUACGCGUGCGGGAGCUUGCUGAGAUGCAGGCGCAGGUCCAACCAAAUCUUAGUACAAGCAAGCUGGUUACAAGUGGUAGAAGUGUGCUUGAGACAAAAUCAGGGUACUUGUGACAUUGUAAAUAACACCUUUAGCUAUCUAAAAAUCGGAAAUAGUAGUUUGCCAAUUUCUACACUGUAUCAGUCAACAUAAAGAUGGUCCUAGUCAACGAUUUGUAUGUAUGGUUUAUUAAAGAAUAAUAUCUAGUUAUCCUGUUGCCUUUGCUCCCAUCUGCUAGGAUCUAUUACAGUGGUCUCCUUUAUUUUCGCUUUGUUUUUGUUUCAUUUGCAAAAGUCAGUUAUACAUGUU